CUCUCAUCUAUUGGUAUUUCAUUACUUCGUGCUUGUGAUUUUGCAAAUUUUGCUGAUCUUGAGACGUAUCACUGAUUGAAAAAUCGAAUAAACUGCGAAAAAUCGGAGAUCCUUUCGAACUUUUCAUUUGCUGAUGGACAGUCAGGUGUGUGGGGACGGCAGGCUGAUAGAUGUGAUUGACGAGGGCUGGCGCAAGGAACGUCUGCCAAUCGACGACAUCUCGACGCCAGUGGCCGAGCUACCGGAUCCCGAGAGCGACAACGGCGAUUCUCACAUGACGUUGAAGGAAUUGGAGCAGAAGUGGAAUAAUUUGGCUUUGAGCUCCCUCAGUGACAAUCAUCUGCACUCUCCGACACCGCUACACAACUGAACAUCGUUAUUUCUAAUUUCCCAAAUUCUUUUACUGGAAGACGCAAUAGACCCAAUUGUAAUCUUGAUAUCUUGUCGCUUCGUCACAAUGGAAUUUCCAGAGACUGGCAAACGCUGCUCGAUGAAAGAUUGCAAAUUGUUGGAUUUCUUACCAUUUGAAUGCGAGCAUUGUCAGGCUACCUUCUGUAAAGAGCAUUUCAAUAUAGAAUCACAUGAGUGUUUGAAAACAGAGAACUCGAAAUCCACUGCAGAACAAUCGGUGAGCUUUCUAUGUUCUAAAGAAUCUUGCAAGGCUUCAUCACCGGUUGAGAUGCUCUGUGUCAAGUGCAAGAAGCAUUUCUGCGUGACCCACAGGCAUCAUGGAUGCUUGGAAUUGGGAGAAACGGAGAGGACACAAAAACUGAAAAAGUGGCAAAUACCAAAGAAACAAUUUGCAGAAGCUAAAGCUAUUGUAGACCAACAAAUCGCGGAUAGUUUGAAGAAAUCCAAAAAUACGACAUUGGCAAAUAAGGUACAACUCAUGCGUGUGAAAUGUUCUGCGAUUGGCCCUAAAAAUGUACCGACGAGCGAGAGAAGUUAUUUUCUCGUACACUUGCCGCUCACAGUUAAAAAUAAACAUAUAGGCACAUCAAAAGGCACCUUCGUCAACAUGCACUGGACGUUCGGCAAGUGUAUCGAUUCAAUAGCAGACACGCUUAAAGUUCCCAACAAUAAUAACACAACCACCACGAAUAAGUUGAAACUCUUCCGUCAUUCUACCGGAGAUCUGAUAUGCAGUAAGAUGGACACGCCUUUAACAAAAUUAUUUGAGGAUUCCGCUGUUUUUGACGGAGAGCGAGUUAUCUUGGAAUAUUCUGAUAAUGUACCUGAUGAUAUUAUAGAUCCAUCUUUAUAUACAUAAGUAUUGUACGUAUACUACUUUGUAAUGAAAUUUCUGCAAAUAACAGGCGAUAGGCCACUAAUAAUGCAA
Molecule: messenger RNA, 1339 nt
Organism: Solenopsis invicta (red fire ant)
Lineage: Eukaryota; Metazoa; Arthropoda; Insecta; Hymenoptera; Formicidae
Product: AN1-type zinc finger protein 1
Exons: 3
Coding region: 458-1270 (270 amino acids)
Cellular component (GO): cytoplasm
Molecular function (GO): zinc ion binding
Source: RefSeq, a predicted model, not a curated record